GGCUUCCGUUCUGGAUACCAUUUCCCCGUCUACCUCCUACACCAGAUUUUUCCCUUUAACUUUGGUUAAGUUUGUGUCUAUAAAACACAGUGCCUUUGUGUAGCCUUGUUUGUUUUUAUUUCUGAAGCCAGCACAAUGUUCACCACUACCGGGUCCAGAGGGCUGUACAAAGCCCCAGUGUCUAAGAGCCUGCUGCUGCUUCCCACUGCCUUUACCGUGCUGCUGCUUGUGGCUCUGCCUCAGUACCACAAGAUGUUCGUCUACAGUUUGCAGGCUAUCACACAACACAGACAGUUGUGGAGGCUGCUGUGUGGGAGACUAAUCUGUCUGGAUGUAAAGGACACGUUCUGCAGCAGUCUGCUCAUCUACAACUUCCGCAUAUUUGAGAGGAGGUUCGGCAGUCGCAAAUUCGCUUCCUUCCUGUUUGGAACCUGGGUUCUGUCUGGAUUUCUGGACUUCCUGUUGGCCAAGGUUGUUCACUUCCUGUUUGAGCUGCAGGUGGACGUGCUGCCGGCCGGACUACUGGGUCCAGUCUUUGCCCUCUUUGUGCCUUUCUUCUGUUCCAUCCCUCGUGUUCAGGUCACACAGUUGCUGCGCUACUUCUCGAUCAGCAACAAGUCUCUUGUGUACAUCGUGGGCCUGCAGCUGUUGACCUCCAGCACUUACAUGUGGGUUGUAGCUUUUAGCGGAUUGGUCUCAGGCAUGCUGUACUACAGUAACAUGUUGAAUCUCCAGCGGUUCCUGUGUGUUCCGCGGUUUUUGGCACGCUGCAGCUGUAAGUUCCUGGAGCCCAUGUUCUCAAGCACAGAGCCACGUGCUGAGGCUCCAGUGGGGAUGGGAGCCACGUUGGACAUCCAGCGACAGCAGCGUAUGGACAUGCUGGACCAACAGCUACUGCUCUCACAGCUCGCCCAGCUCAGAAGAAACCCCCAGCAGCCACCACCACAGCAGCAAGGUGGACUCUUCAACCGAUUCUUUCCAGGUUUGCGACAAAGAGGUCAAAACUUUAAUCACGUGCAGCCGCAGACACCAGCGGACACACCAGUGGCUGAGGAACAGGUGGCAAGGCUUAUGGAGAUGGGGUUCUCCAGAGUGGAUGCUCAGGAAGCUCUCAGAGCAUCCAACAACGACAUCAACAUGGCCACCAACUUCCUGCUUCAGCACUGAGGCCGAGCAUCACAGGGCGAAGCAGAGGGCGAAGGAGACCGAAACUGAGCUGCAGCGACUGGAAAACACGACGUACAGACCACCAUGUUGGAAGACUGGAAAAGUAAAGGACUCUCUAGAGCUUGUGCUGUCACUUCCUCUCAAACUGCUCUGUGAUUGGGUCCUGAGGAGCUGCUGAAGCUGCUGCUGCUGCUGCUGCUGCUAAUGUUUCCUACCCACGUCAGCAGAAUAGAGCCAAGAUGGUGGCGGGGGACAAGCGCAGUAUUCUCUCAGGGCUUGUGUUCUCUGGCCUCGUCGUCCCUCUACAACCUCAGCACUGCACAUUCUGAUUAAUAAGCCCACUUGGUGGUGCUGUUGCUGAUGAUGAUGAUGAUGAUGAUGAUGAUGAUUAUAUGAAAGCUCUGUGAUUGAAGAGUCUUAAAAGGAAAUCAAGGCCUAAAAGACUCGUAUUUAGAAAUAGAUCUGGACUAAUGGAAUAUAAUAAUCUAGCAAAAACUUUAUUUUCACAAUAUUUCCUUCGCCAUGUUUCUUAGUUUUGGUCAGAAGGCUAUUAUAGAUACGUAAUAGAAGUCACCUAAAAUCUUUUCUGUAAAUAUCUGCCUAUUCAUUCAGGACAUAGAAACUUGGAGUCACCUUCAUUCUAUAACAGGUAUAACAGGCUGUGCAUAUUUUCUGUUCCCUGGAUGAUACCCUCAAGCUUACAACAUUUAUACCUUUAUAAUGUACAGUAUCUUUAACCCAGUAAAGUGUGUAAUGUAUCAAUUUUUCCAAAAAAAAAAACAUGAGUACAAAUUAUAUUAAAGGUACAAAGGUGAAACCUGUAUAAUCACGAACAAGACCAGAAUCUCAUGCAAAUUUCUAUUGUUCAGAGUAAUCUGGGGAAAAAACACGUUUCCACUCCUGUAUUUAUAUCGAACAACAGCUUCCAGCAAAGAGAAUUAAAGGUAACGUGUUUUUUUCUGAGAUACGUGACGUAUCUACUGUGAUGUAGAUACAGUAGACUGAGAAUAAGACACUCAGAGCCAAGCGCUAUCUGCCCUCUUCCACAUACAUGAGCUUACAGAUGCCCACUCUUCUAUUGCGCCACUCGUUCUCCCCAAAUCCGCACCUCCCAAAGGUUGAAGAAAGACAUAAAAGCCGGUGGUUGUUACGAUUAUAUAGCAGUAUAGUAAACGUAAUUCUAGGUGAUCGAUAUUGUUUGAAGCAUGUACAGUGCAUGGGUUUGUAUUUAUGGAAAUGAUCUUGGGUGACAAAUCUUAAUUAUUUGCUAAAUUAUCCUCAUAGCUUCAGGUCAAUAAAUAAAUAAAUAAAUAAAACAAGCAGAUAUUAAAUAUGUUUUAAUUGUGUUAAAUAUAAGGAAAUUGUGUAACAUUUUGAUUUUUCACCAAACAGUCCCUGGCUCUCAAUUUGUGAAACCUUGAAAACAACGUAUAAUCUCUAAAAUUUAAACCUUUUGAUAUAUAUAUAUAUAUAUAUAUAAUUUUUUGACAUAACCAGCUAUUUUAGCAUGUAAUUAUUUAUUAUUAAUUAAUAAUAAUUUAAAAAGGUAGGAUUAUAAACUAUAUGAACGUACGAGGACUAAAACGUACACAAUAUUCCAUUCAAACAAAUGCAGUCGAUCACCAGAGACAUAUGUUUCCUGAUCUUCAUGUCGCGAGACUUGCUAACAAAAAAAUACAAAUCUGUCUCAUCCAAAAUCUCUUUCUUCUUGAGAAAUGUCAGCUAUACUGAGCGGAAUCGCCCUUUUCUUAAAAUAAUACCAUCAUUUUGCCUCCUAGGUGCUGAUAUGUUUUGAGAAAUCUUCAACUUUAGAUUUCAAUUUGAAGUCUGCUGUUUUACAAGUUUACUCAUUUUUCAAGAUUUGAGCAAGAUGUCAGUAAAGCAAGUAUAUACGCAUUUGGACAUGUAUUCGUGCAGAAGAUGUUGAGUGAAAUGUAUCACCCUAAUUACAAAACAAACUAAGAAAGAAAACGUCUUGAUAACUUGACAUUUUAACAAACUAUCCCUUUAAUUCUUAUGCUGUUCCUGCUAUCCAAGAAGGCUGCCAUUGAAAUUUUGAUUCAUAGCGAUAAUUCAACACUGGUUGAGUUUCUUAUUCCAACAAGUUGAUGUUGGUGAUGAUGCUUUUUAAAGUUUAUCAUAAAAAAGAUGAAUUAUUAUUAUUAUUAUUAUUGCUAUUAUGUGGGAAUCUGUACAGUAAUUCAGCAUUAUCUCUCUUUACUCAGCCGUCUGUCUUUGGAUGAGCUCAAGUUCUGGACAACAUUUUCACAUGUUUAAGUAUGAAUGUUAUUUAUUGUGAAGAGUCUCUUUGUGAUUUCACAUUUGUAAUGUUAUUAUUUUUUUUUAAGUCACUAAUGUUGGUUGUCUAAUCGUCCACCAUAUUUUUUUUUAUUUUUAUUUCGAUAAAAAAGAUGAAUGCCAUGCUGCUGAUUUGCUAAUAUUGUAGCAGUGGAUAUGCUACUGUAAAAAAAAAAAAAAACAUUAAAAUCUCUAGAAUUAAACUUCUUUCCUUUAAUACGAA
Messenger RNA from Tachysurus vachellii, 3688 nucleotides. RefSeq names its product UBA domain containing 2 (gene ubac2). The transcript has 9 exons. The coding region runs from base 136 to 1167 and encodes 343 amino acids. The record is from RefSeq and is a predicted model, not a curated record. NCBI's taxonomy places the organism in Eukaryota, Metazoa, Chordata, Actinopteri, Siluriformes, Bagridae. Gene Ontology annotation, molecular function: protein binding; serine-type endopeptidase activity.